AUGUCCCAACACUCGCGAGUCAUCAUUGGCUGUGGUGAAUCUCGAACUCCGACAUAUCCUUGUGAUGCCCUGCGGCACUUUUAUUCUUCGUAUGUGACAGUGACGACAUCUGGCGGAGACCUCACUAAGCAGCACACUGAGCUUGCAAACAUGGCGGACCCCAUGAAUGAGACGGAAGGCCAAGUCGGCAUAUUGAGUUCGCUGGUAUCCGAGAUAGUGGAAAGCCCCCUGAACAUAUGUCUUUUGUGCGUGUGCAUUUACCUUCUUUACAAGUUAGUUGGCUCCCGGCUCAAAGGUGACGAGCGUUCCUCGGCAUCGGACUCACCCUCACUCCCUAAGAUGAAAAAGAGGGACUUCACCAUCGAUGAACUGAAAAUUUUCGAUGGGAAACAAGGUGAUGGAAGGAUAUUGAUUGCUGUCAACGGCAAGGUCUUCGAUGUCACAAGGGGGAGGAAGUUCUACGGAGAAGGGGGCCCAUACUCUGUCUUUGGUGGUCGAGAUGCCUCUCGGGGUUUAGCAACAUUCUCCACUGGUGAAGUGAAAGAUGGAUAUGAUGACUUGAGUGACCUUACUACAGCACAGAUGGAUUCUGUCCGAGAAUGGGAGCAACAAUUCAUCGAGAAAUAUGACCUUGUGGGAAGAUUACUGAAACCAGGAGAGCCUCCUCACAAUUACUCUGAUGAUGAAGAUGAGGAAAGCAAGUCCAAAGAUGCAUGAACAAGCCCAGUCUUGCCAGUUGAGUUUUAUGCCACUUGUACAAAAGGAAAAGAAAAUGAAUCCUGUCACCUUAAUGGGCCCCCAUUUCCUAAAAUGAUAUCUGCUUUUUCAUGGCAAUUUAUAUUGACUGUGAUUGUGGGGAUUUUAAUAUUUUGGGUGGGAAGAAAAUUCACAUCCUUGUUCAUCUGAGUUCUCAGCUCAUGUCCUCCUGUAUCAUAUCAAUGUAUUGUGAAAGUUUGAAUGAAUAAAAGGCAUGUAUGAAGGCA
Messenger RNA from Darwinula stevensoni, 983 nucleotides. NCBI's taxonomy places the organism in Eukaryota, Metazoa, Arthropoda, Ostracoda, Podocopida, Darwinulidae. The record is from the annotation of a GenBank genome assembly.